GGAUAAGUGUGUAUGGACGUGGCUGGACGGUGUGGGGUAUGUGGAUGGAUGUGGCUUGGGUAGGUGGGGGUGAAGACAUGCUGCAGAGAGGGGCUCUAAUGAGUAAUCCUGGGGCAGAUCUCUGGGCCUGUUGGGGUUUUCUUUCCAGAACUCGUUUAGCCUUUUAGAAGGGUGGUGAGUCUCCAAGAACAGGUCUGGUUUGUGUGCAGUGAUUGGAAGGAGAAUGCCACCCUUGCUCUGUGGGCAUCAAUUUAGUGGUGCCAGUCCCUGCUUGGCUCUGAGCUCUUUGUUUGAAUCCUUUUAUUUAACUGUAAUGACUGUCACAAAUAGAGAAAAUGCCAGCACAUCGACCAAACAGUGUUGUCAGGUGUUGCACAACUCAGAUUGGUCACACAUCUUUCUUCACAAGGACAACUGGCUUUGUGAAUGUUGGAUGUGUACCAAAAAAGGUGAUGUGGAACACAGCUGUCCACUUUGAAUUCAUCCAUGAUCAUGCUGAUUAUGGCUUUGAAACCCCUGAUGUGAAGUUUAAUUGGCGAGUGAUUAAAGAAAAGCGUGAUGCUUAUGUGGGUCGCCUAAAUGAGAUCUAUCAAAAUAACUUAAACAAGGCUCACAUAGAAACCAUUCAUGGCCAUGCAGCUUUUACAUCUGAUCCUGAGCCUACGGUAGAAGUCAGUGGUAAAAAAUACACUGCUCCCCACAUCUUGAUAGCUACAGGUGGGCGACCAUCAGUGCCCCAUGACAGUGAAAUCCCUGGUGCCAGCUUGGGAAUCACCAGUGAUGGGUUUUUUGAACUUGAAGAAUUGCCCAGGCGCAGUGUUGUUGUUGGUGCUGGAUACAUUGCUGUGGAGAUGGCCGGAAUCCUUUCCACACUGGGAUCAAAGACAUCCUUACUGAUACGUCAUGACAAGGUGUUAAGGACUUUUGAUUCAAUGAUCAGCGCAAACUGCACUCAGGAACUGGAGAAUGCUGGCAUAGAUAUCUGGAAGCAUUCACUGGUCAAAUCGAUUACAAAAUCUCCUCUUGGAUUGUUGGAGGUUACAGUGAUAUCCUCUGCGCCUGGUCACAAACCCACUGUUAGCACAAUCCCGGAUGUUGACUGUCUGCUGUGGGCCAUUGGACGAGAUCCAAACACUGAGGGGCUUAAUCUAGACAAACUGGGUCUUAAAUUAGAUGCUAAAGGUCACAUUGUAGUCGAUGAGUUCCAGAACACCAGCAGGAAAGGGAUCUACGCUGUCGGGGAUGUAUGUGGAAAAGCACUCCUGACCCCAGUUGCAAUAGCAGCUGGAAGGAAACUGGCACACAGACUGUUUGAAGGCAAGCAGGAUUCCAAACUCGACUACAGCAACAUUCCUACCGUGGUCUUCAGCCACCCCCCAAUCGGAACGGUGGGACUCACUGAAGAGGAAGCCAUUUCUACAUAUGGAAGAGACAAUGUGAAGGUUUACACCACCUCUUUUACCCCCAUGUAUCACGCUGUAACUCAAAGGAAAACUAAGUGUGUCAUGAAACUGGUUUGUGCCGGCAAAGAAGAGAAGGUGGUGGGACUCCACAUGCAGGGACUAGGAUGUGACGAAAUGCUGCAAGGUUUCGCUGUAGCAGUCAAAAUGGGAGCAACAAAGGCCAGCUUCGAUGAGACGGUUGCCAUUCACCCAACUUCAUCAGAAGAGCUGGUCACGCUCCGUUGAAAGGUUGUGAAUUUCUGGUGCUUGCAAACAGAUUUGUAAUAUGGCAGCCAAAAAAUGAAUGGAAUCGUGACUUUUCUUCUUGGUGCAAACUCUUCCUUUUCUAUGACACUCCAGAUAAUAAUCAGAUUCUUCUGUUUUUGUAAUCUAUGAAUAUAUGUAGAAAAAAUCAGAGAUGUCCAAAAAACCAGUGGCGGCAUCUAUUCAUCUCAUCCAAACAGCUUGGUUUCUUCAAGCUUCAUUGGUUUAGAGUGAAAAAUAAAUAAAAUGGAUUAAAAUA
This is a messenger RNA of Dermochelys coriacea (leatherback sea turtle), 1965 nucleotides long. RefSeq names its product glutathione-disulfide reductase (gene GSR). Gene Ontology annotation, cellular component: mitochondrion; cytosol. Gene Ontology annotation, biological process: cell redox homeostasis; glutathione metabolic process; cellular response to oxidative stress. The transcript has 13 exons. Gene Ontology annotation, molecular function: NADP binding; flavin adenine dinucleotide binding; glutathione-disulfide reductase (NADPH) activity. The coding region runs from base 336 to 1688 and encodes 450 amino acids. The record is from RefSeq and is a predicted model, not a curated record. NCBI's taxonomy places the organism in Eukaryota, Metazoa, Chordata, Testudines, Dermochelyidae.